AAAUAAAAACAGUUAAAACAACAACAAACAUUCUAACCAAUGCAAAACAACUCAUGACAUUUUCAGUUUGGCUGCUAGACCAACUGAAAAUAACCCUCGUCUAAAACAGUCACCAAAAUACACCUAACUCGUGACUGCUAUAACAUUUUCAUAUAACCUUGCCAACUUUAAAAUGACCUAAAUAAACACAACGCUGAAACUGACAGCGACCUAUUUCAUUUUCCAGUGUAACGUCGUCGAAAUAAAACGACUAUAUUCAAAUGUCGAAUGCGUCACACGUUUAGUUCUAAAGUUUGUGUUUUUAAUUUAUCCGAAUAACGUGCUCUAAGUUGGUCCGAGCGCUGCUGUCAGUCGGAAAAUCGCGGGCGUGCGCGGCGCAUGCGUUAAUUUUUUUAUUUUUUCUAAUAUAGAAGCGUUUUUCUGGUGAUUUGGAGUGCAGUGAGUUUUGUGAAAAGUGGAAAUAAUUUUUAAGGCGUUUUUAUGGUAUGUGAUAAGUGAAAAUCAUGUUAUACUGAAUCAGAUUGUGCUUAGUUUAUCUGUGAAAAAUGAUCAACCAACAUUUGGUGAGCAACAUGGCGUAUUACGGCAAGUCGCCGUUUUUCCCCGGCGUGGAGGACGCGGCGCUGGCGAGCGGCGGGGCCGCGGGCUCGCCCUCCGUGCCCUCCGACCAGGCGCAGGAUGUCGUGUCGCGACUCAGCGCUGCCGGUCUUUCGAUGUGCGUGUCGGCGCUGGGGUCGCCGGCGCGCUCGUCGCCGGUGUCGGCGGGCUCCGAGCACGGCGAGCGCUUCAGCCGCAAGGUGUUCGUUGGCGGCCUGCCGCCCGACAUCGACGAGGAUGAGAUCACCUCCUCUUUCCGGCGGUUCGGCCCGCUGGUGGUGGACUGGCCGCACAAGGCCGAGAGCAAGAGCUACUUCCCACCAAAGGGCUACGCGUUUCUACUGUUCCAGGACGAGAGCUCGGUCGCAGCACUGAUGGAGGCUUGCAUCACAGACGACGACAAGCUGUACCUCUGCGUGUCGUCGCCCACCAUCCGCGACAAGCCAGUCCAGAUCCGCCCGUGGCGGCUCGCCGACGCAGACUUCGUUCUGGACGCCUCCAUGCCGCUGGAUCCUAGGAAGACCGUCUUUGUUGGUGGGGUUCCUCGCCCGCUUAAAGCCGCCGAACUGGCGAUGAUUAUGGACCGGCUGUACGGCGGCGUCUGCUACGCCGGCAUCGACACCGACCCCGAACUCAAAUACCCCAAGGGUGCGGGCCGCGUGGCGUUCUCCAACCAGCAGUCGUACAUCGCGGCCAUCUCCGCUCGCUUCGUGCAGCUGCAACACGGCGACAUCGACAAGCGGGUCGAGGUGAAGCCGUACGUGCUGGACGACCAGAUGUGCGACGAGUGCGCCGGCGCGCGCUGCGGCUCCAAGUUCGCGCCCUUCUUCUGCGCCAACGUCACCUGCCUCCAGUACUACUGCGAGCACUGCUGGGCGACCAUCCACUCGCGGCCGGGGCGCGAGUUCCACAAGCCGCUCGUGAAGGAGGGCGCCGACCGCCCGCGCGCCGUGCCCUUCCGCUGGUGUUAGUGCUGUCCCGCUCCCUCGCACCACCACCCUCCCCCCUCCCCUCCCGCACCCGACCCCUCACCGAGAAAACUAGUGACGAGAGGUAACCACUAGUGGUGAACUAACCACUAGUCAUGAAUUUGCGAUUACUAUUUAUGUAACCAUUAGUGUUGUUCACAGAAUUGUGACGAUUCUGAAUUUUGUCAUGAUUUUGAACGGUUAAACAAUAGAUCGCGUAAGCAGGGUAACCACUAGUGCCACUUUACUAAAAGCGUUACUAAGAUUGUCAUAAUAUAAGGUGGUUGAAUGACUAUUAGGUACUUUGUGUGAAUGUAAUAGCAAAUCGCAUAACCACCAUCGUUAAUCACUGUCACGAAUUGUGUUUCUACUGCAAUAAGAAACUAGCAGACCAGUCAAUAUCACUAAUAUAGGUUGCCCUACCGCCACAAACAUUGAAACAAUUGAUUCUUUACAUUGACUAUAUUGGUGACGCUGACAUUGGUGGUUACGCUGACACUACUGGUUACGCUGACACUGGUGGUUACACUCUGGUGGCGCUACGUGCUCUCCACACUCCCGCUUUACACUCGAAGUGACCAAAAAUAUGGCUGUUUACAUCUCGAAUAGGCCAAUGGCCGACUAAGACGUAUUUCAACUAAGCCUAACCCAAACUACACGGAAGAAUGGAAAACGCUUCGUCCGAAUGAUUUCUGCAUAAACUUAUCUUUUUGUCGAAAUUAUUUUAAUUAGUAAAAUUUAAAGGACAUUAUUCGGAGAAGACGUUAUUGAAAUACAUCGUAUUAGAUGGCACUGGAUACGACAUGUAACUAAAAUAAAAAGCAACUUUAUCCAACGUUUAAUAUUAAGCAGAUAGGAUUGAAGUAAGAAAAUACUUGCCGAGUUUUCUCUAGCGGCCGCCAUUUGCAUUCAGUGUGGCCGUUGAGAAAAUUAACGAACGAUUUUCGAUUUAAGCAAAGAUGUGUAUCCAUAAAGUUAGAUAGUUGUCCGUUCGUCGUUUGUGGGUAAGCUCUACUUGGCGCGAUCACUCGCGCCUUAUCCUAAGAUUAAUGUAAGACAUAAGUGGAAUGUCUGAUUUCUCAAGAUAAUUGUACCUGUGUAGCUAGAAACAAUUUCAUAAGAGUUUCCUCGUUUAGAUUUUCGACUUGGAUAUUGUUGCUAUUUUUUCACUUCGGCGUCCCGUUCUUACGGUUAGACAAUUUUACUAAACUAAAUCAGUUUAGUGUCGACGAAGAUAGAGGGCGUUGACUUGACAACGCCACAGACUAUAGCAGCCAGUGUUGCCAACAUUUGACAUUUCGGGCAAUUAUGAUUGAAGAAUGUCUCUUUCUCUUUAAAGUUAGUAGGAAAGGGAUAGAGAAUCGGUCUCUACCGGCUGCUAAGAGUUUGUGUGUUGUCCUCGGGGUUUUGUUAGUCUGCUCGUUUCACUGGGAGGCGGUAGGGACUGGUUUUUAGUACAAACGAAAAUAAAAUACGUUACCAAUUUUGGCUGUAGUCUUGCUCGACGCGAGUAUAUCUCUUUUCUUAUAUUUUAGCGUUAAAAAGUAUGAUAAUAAAAAUAUUUUUUGGAUUCGCCGGGAUAGUGCAAUAGACCGUAGUUUAGUAUACUAUAAAAAUAUAUUAACCAAUUAUUAAACUAGUGUAAAUAUGCGGUGGUUCACGUUUUUACCCUUUGCUUGUCACUCGCGUUUGUUUGAGGUUAUAUUGGAGUUGAAUUUGAUGAGUUUUGGUAUCGGAGGGCUCAGUGUGUACUUAACGAGGCGACGGAUACUGACGGUCGGCUGACAUCGUAUCCCGACGACCACGGACGCAUAUAGACUGUAGAAAAAAGACUUGCGCGAAUUUUUUGAACAUUUUUUUAGUUUGGAAGCGGUUUUUUCGUGUCGUGUUUUUUCUAAAUUUUAAAAGGUGAGGCUAUGAAGUGCCUUGGUGUGUGUGCCCGCCGGUGUGUUUAACUCCCGUACGGGCGUUCGUUGGAUUCGUCUGGUCUUGAGCGUUUGAUGCACUUUAAAUUAUUUUUUGACACGCGUCUGGGUUUCUCUAAAACUACCAUUUAUGGCAGCUGGUAACACUGACGCGCGUAGUAGAUUUAUUCUACAGUUUUUGACAGCUGUCAACUGUCAAGCGCGACGGCAGCGCCCGGGAUCACCGCCAUCCCAUUAUUUUAAAAUAUAUAGUUAAUAAUCAAUUCUCUAAAAGUUAAGUAGGUACAAUUCGUAUUGUUAGUAGAUGCAUUUUAGUAAAAUUAUUUGCCAUAAUACAGACGCAUUGUGGGACUUUUUAUAUUCAUAUUAUAUUAUCGCGAGCCGCUCUGUGGCCCCUGUAAAAUUUAGGACAAAAUAUUUGAAAUAUGAAAUAAUAUAUAUUUUCUUAGUCUUUAGAAAACUUAGCUAUAUAUUGAUAUAUAUUUCGCAAUAUAAAAAGUCGUAUGAAGCGCAUGCACACUACGUGUGUUACUCGUAGUAGGAAAUAAAAUAAUUGCAAUACCGAAUGGUGAGUUGCAGAGUUCCUCACGGGACGGAUUCCCAUACAUUUUUCACUCCGCACCUAAGUUACUUCAUUCUGAAUCCUUCACCAGACAAAUUUCGACUGCAUUUUCAAACGUCUCUAUUUACUUUUGAUUUUUAUUUGUAGGAAAUUCGAUUUUUUUAUCCGUUUAUUUAUAUAAUUUCACUCGUGAUGUGUGCAUUUCCCGUUAUUGGUGGUUCUUUUGUAUGAAAUUGCUCAAUGUUUUUUGUAAUUGUUUGGAAGUGCCCUCCCCUCCUAGCGGUGGGACGCGUGACUGUGACUUGAUACUGGAUGCUUGAUACGUGUCGUGUGGUAGCACUGUCCCAUUUUUGUAUUUUUAUAUUUUUAUAAAAAACGAAAUUGUGAAUUCGGACGUGGUCUUUUAAUUUACGCGCAACGUUAGACUUCAACACGCUGGACGGGAACCAUUUUUGUAUAACUUGAUGCGUUCCGACUCCGCGCCGACGCAAAGCCGACCUUAGUCGGCGGCGUCUUUAAUUAUAAAAAUAUAUAAUUGGUGUUAGAAUAUUAAUACAACCGAGGUGAGUUUGGGAUAUGUGGUCUGUUGCGAGCGGCUGUGUCUGCUAGCGCGGUCGGUCUUCUACACGGAGGAUUUGUAUCGUUUCUGGUUCUAGGGAGGUUUACAUUUCUCCUAUUUUUUGCCUCGUUUCUUCUUUAUAGUUUAAUCGUCGAACUAAAGGAAAUAGUGUGAAGUUAGCGUUUCUCAUUCGAUCAAUCGCAUGCCACUGUAGCAAUCGUUUCGAUGCUCACUUCAUACUCAUUCAUUUAGUAGUCGAGUUUCCUUUAUCUUGUUAAGAAUUUUGCGAUCGAUUGUCGAUCCUUCGAUUUCGCCUCGCAGUAUUUAGUUUAGAUCUAUUUAAUUUCUAUGAAAAGGUCUGAUUUUGAGGGAUUUGUAGCGCUUUUCACGUGCGAAAUAGUUUUUUAGUUGAUUUGGAGUGCCCUUUAGUUUGUAACUGCGAGGUGACGUUUUUAGUUAGUUAGUUUGUAGGUUGUUUGUUUGCUUGGUUCCUCGUUUAUUGCCGCUACGGCUUGUUCUCGUUAUUUAUACGUUGUCUGUUUUUCUAUUAAUAUAACUAGCUGACGGGUGUUCAUUGUCGUUUUAUUAUUUGGGAGCCGCGGCGACGUACUGCAGAUUGCUAACGAAGUUAGUGCUACUGAUUUCAGAGAGUGAGUUCAGUGCAACAUAAUUUAGUGCUUAGUUCAGUAACUUUUAUGGAAGUCGAUAGUGAAAUGAGCACUAGUUUUGUUGAAUAACUUCGAACUUCUUAAGUUCGGAUGCAGCGGCUUACGUCGUUAUAGUCACGGCUCGGUCCAGACUUUAGAAUAAUCGCAGAAACGCAAAUACGAUUGUCGACGGUGACCCUAAAGUCGGGACAAGCCUCCGACCGAUGUGACAUUUGUACUUUUUUAAAAUAUCGUAGCUAUCUUUAAAAUGUAAAGAGUUGUUGUUGUUUCGAAGUCGGUGUUUCGUGCCCUCGUCGUUUAUCUCUGAGUGAGUUUCUUCGCACUAUUUUUCACUGCAUGUAUAUAGUGAAUCAGUACGUUGGAUUCUUAAGGAAAAAAAUAAAAAAGCGCAAAAAAAGAAUUUUUUAUCGACGCCUCGGGAACGGGGUGGGCGCGCCGCGCACCAUAGACCUCGAGGUUUUAGCGAAAUUAUUAAUUAAAAUAAUAGCGAAAAGUAGCGCAAUUCAUGAAAUACCUACCUAGUUGAAGUAUAUCGUAUACGGUGCGGUAGUACCCACACCGUAAGCUAGACAAUAUUAAGUUUGUAUGGAAUUUCUUGCACCGUCGAGUGUUGGUUUCAACCACUUUGAAUUUCGGUAUAGCAAGCUGGUAUGCACAGAUAGUGCGAUGAAAUUUAUUUUUUUAACAAAUUUUGAAAUUGGACGGCCCUCUAAUACUUAUGUGCUAUUUAAUGUUGAUUGUAUUAAAUUGAAACGCGGAUAGAACGAAGUUCAUUAACACGUCUACAAAGAUCUGUCAUUAGUUCACGACAAAAAACAAAAUCACUCCCGCUGUGUUUAAUUUAGUAUCGUCAACAUAUUGACUUGAAGACGCAACCGCUCUUAUUACCGGUCUGAAUCAUUUAAUUAUUUCUAUAAAGAUCUUCGACAAAUAUAAAUCCUAGGUAAACCUAAAUAGAAAAUCUUGAAAUCGUACAACUAUCAAGUUUCGGAUCGGAUUGGUAAUAUCCGUGUUGCCGUUUUCAAAACUAAGGUUCAAAAAGGGGCCGGCCCCCCACUGUAUUAAAUUAAUUUGAAAUAAGAUUUAUAUAUACUGAUAUUUUUAUAGACGGUUGUUACAUAGAAUCAAUUUUGUUGAAAAUUGAAGUCUCGUUUCGAUUAGAUUGAUUUGCUAUUAAUAUUGUCCAUCUUCGUUUGGUUCAACGGUUGUAGUGAAUAGACACACCUAGUGAGAAAUAUUUAAGGUUAUUUUUAAGAUUUCCUUCUAGUAAUAAGUAUUGGUCGUUGUUUGCUAACUUACUGGCAUUAGGUGCGUUGCUGUUAUGAACAUAUCUGGCCCCUGUUUUACUAUAUUGACAAUUCACAGUAUAUUAUUGGUCUAACAAUUAAGUUAACAUUGACGCCACGCCACGGCCAAAGUGACCAAAUAGUUCGUCACAUCGUACCUACUAAAUAUAUGGAGUAACGAACUAUUUGACCACUUUUGUAGCUAUAAUAUAUUUGACGCUGACUGCACCGUCGUUACAUACCGACCCAGAAAUGUACAGUCAACUGUAAAAAUAUGGGUGUACAAAUCAUCUCAAAAAUAUGUCCCAUAACUCUUAUGUCAGUGAAUUAGAACUAUGGGACAUAUUUUUGAAUAAGUUGUCUGCACCCAUAUUUUUACAGUUGACUGUACAUGAAAUUGACAGUGUCGGGUGAUAAUUGUUAAGUUUAGUUUGGCCUUUGCGUCCGUCAAUGGUUUAAUAGGUAUUUAUUUUCUCUUGUGUUUCUGAUGACCCAUUUAGUUAAACAAUAGAUAUACAGACAUGGUCGUAGUGUAUGUCAUAAGUAACAUCUCCCACAUAACGUAAGGUGCUUAAUUUUGUGGGAAGACACUGUCGAAUGACACAUUAAUGACCAAUUUUAUUGGUCAAAUGGUCACUUUUGUGGUGCUUUUGAAACAAAAUAUUACUUCAGGACGUUUUUUGUCAAAACACUUAGGUAAUAUUGGUACCUAUACAGAUUUUCGCAGGCCAGUGAUAGGAUGUUGUAGAUGCAACAUAUUCCUUUUGCCAAUGUUUGACGUUGAACCAAACGGAAGUGGACAGAUUUUGACUCGUUUACACUGUACAGUUAAAUUGUUCAGGUCCACUGUGACGACGAUCUUCACGCUUCUGUUCUAGAGUAUUGUGAAAACUAUUAAAAUGAAUUUGAAACUUU
Messenger RNA from Cydia splendana, 7480 nucleotides. RefSeq names its product translational regulator orb2 (gene orb2). Gene Ontology annotation, cellular component: nucleus; cytoplasm; neuron projection. The coding region runs from base 546 to 1568 and encodes 340 amino acids. The record is from RefSeq and is a predicted model, not a curated record. The transcript is spliced from 10 exons. Lineage: Eukaryota; Metazoa; Arthropoda; Insecta; Lepidoptera; Tortricidae. Gene Ontology annotation, molecular function: mRNA 3'-UTR binding; ribosome binding; translation factor activity, RNA binding. Gene Ontology annotation, biological process: negative regulation of cytoplasmic translation.